AGAGAAUAUUCUGUUAAGUGUAAAAUUGGCUUUAAAGUGGUAAUACAAGAAGAAAGGCCGUGACUUUAUGUGAGUACAGACCGAAAUUAGAAAUGUUAAAAGAUAUACUCCCAACAUAUUUUCCAGUAUAUUACAAAAACCUAAUUCGUGUUGCCAAUAUUCCAGGUAACAAAUAUUUUGACAAAACAACUGGAGACUUAAAGGUUUACGUGAAGAAUGAUAAAAUAUUACAGAAAAUCAAAUCUUUUAAUGUAAGAGAAGUGGCAUCAGUACUACUUUUAAAACAAUAGUACAAGUUUUGGUAAAAAUAUUGUUUCCUUUCCAAUAAUUCUGUUGUUAGAAUAAGUCUUCUUAUCCCCCAUCGCCUUGUCUAUCACUGUCAUUUAAUGUUAAGUGUCGCAGGAAAAACUUCCCUCAGAUCACUGAUACGACCUCUGAAACAGAUGGUACACCAGAGAAGCGGAAUUUCUUCAAACAAUUGGAGAUUUUGAGGUCCUAGGCCCAGAGCUACUUGGACAUGCUGAACGACACUAGACUGCAAAUGAGACAGUUGCAUCAAGACGGAGAUAGCAGUGCUAUUUCCGCUUACGAACCGGUAGUACGGGACUUGGCAAAGAUAUUACUUCUUCUAAACAGAAACAUAGAUAGUAUAUACAUGCCUGAUGAUUGGGAACAUUUAUUUAGUUGGGCAGAAAAAGCACUGAAGCGUUACAAACGUAUGAGCGACACUUCACAACCCGAAGUCGCUCAGUUGAUCGACUUUUUCCAGUCCUCGAGCGAUCCAGAAGAGCCAGAAUACUCAGUGAGAGGUAGUACUACAAUGAGUACAUUCAAACCGUUCGGAUCGUCGCCCAGUUUACAGAAUGUCAGUGGGAAGACUAUCAAUGGAGACUCUGAGAGUUACCAGACACCGCUGAAUCCUGAGUGGAAGUUUGAGUAUUUACCAAUAGGGAACUCAUCUGAAUUUGAUCCAGUAGCUUGGAAAAGCAGCAGAGACUUUUUGUGUGGACCAUUGUUUUUGGAAGAUUUUUAAAAUAGAGAAUAUACUGUUAAGUGUAAAAUUGGCUUCAAAGUGGUAAUACAAGAAGAAAGGCCGUGACUCUGUGUGAGUGCAGACCAAAAUUGGAAAUGAUAAAAGAUAUCCUCCUAUCAUAUUUUCCAGUGUAUUACAAAAACCUAAUUCGUGCUGCCAAUAUUCCAGGUAACAAAUAUUUUGACAAAACAACUGGAAACUUAAAGAUUUACGUGAAGAAUGAUAAAAUAUUACAGAAAAUCAAAUCUUUUAAUGUAAGAGAAGUGGCUCAGUACUGCUUUUAAAACAAUAGUACAAGUUUUGGUAAGAAU
This is a messenger RNA of Sitophilus oryzae (rice weevil), 1344 nucleotides long. RefSeq lists its product as uncharacterized. NCBI's taxonomy places the organism in Eukaryota, Metazoa, Arthropoda, Insecta, Coleoptera, Curculionidae. Bases 518 to 1033 code for a protein of 171 amino acids. The transcript has a single exon. The record is from RefSeq and is a predicted model, not a curated record.